CAACACCCUUUUACACAAACAAAACAGAAGAUCAAAUUACCAACCAAAUUCACAAAUAAGGAAACACUUUUCCAAAGUACAGGCGACAAGUUGAUGAUCAAAGCCUCUAUUUUUUUAAUAGGGAAUAAGACAAGUAAUGCCACAUCAUCAUCUGAUUCAUGAACCUCUUCCUCCUCUCUCUUCAUCCCCCACUAUAUAUAACUCCUUCCUCUGAUCCUUUUCUCUCAUCACACUCUCUCAAUCACACACAAAACUCUUGAGAGCUAACAAAACAGAGAACCAACGAAUAAAACAAAAAUGCCUUCUUUAGAGAAAUCUGUAACAAUAAUCUCAAGAAACAGAGUCUUCCCAGACCAAAAGUCAACCCUCGUUGACCUCAAGCUCUCCGUCUCCGAUCUUCCCAUGCUCUCUUGCCACUACAUCCAAAAAGGUUGUCUUUUCACGUGCCCUAACCUUCCUCUCCCCGCGCUUAUCUCACACCUCAAACACUCUCUCUCAAUCACUCUCACCCACUUCCCUCCUCUCGCUGGCCGUCUCUCAACCUCCUCCUCCGGCCACGUUUUCCUCACCUGCAAUGACGCCGGCGCCGAUUUUGUUUUCGCCCAAGCAAAAUCCAUCCACGUGAGCGACGUGAUCGCCGGAAUCGACGUUCCCGAUGUAGUCAAAGAGUUUUUCACCUACGACAGAGCUGUGAGCUACGAGGGACAUAACAGACCAAUCCUCGCCGUUCAAGUGACGGAACUGAACGACGGCGUUUUCAUCGGAUGCUCCGUUAACCACGCCGUGACUGACGGAACCUCGCUGUGGAAUUUCAUUAACACCUUCGCGGAGGUUUCUAGAGGUGCUAAGAAUGUGACACGUCAGCCUGAUUUUACGCGGGAGUCUGUGCUAAUCUCACCGGCUGUGCUCAAAGUCCCUCAAGGUGGUCCAAAGGUGACAUUUGACGAAAACGCGCCGUUACGUGAACGGAUAUUCAGUUUCAGUAGAGAAUCGAUUCAAGAGCUUAAAGCUGUGGUGAACAAGAAGAAAUGGUUGACGGUUGAUAACGGCGAAAUAGACGGUGUUGAGUUGUUAGGGAAACAAAGCAACGAUAAACUUAACGGAAAAGAAAACGGUAUUUUAACGGAAAUGUUGGAGAGUUUGUUUGGGAGAAACGACGCCGUUUCGAAACCCGUCGCGGUUGAGAUCUCGUCGUUUCAAUCUCUAUGCGCGUUGCUUUGGCGUGCGAUCACACGUGCGAGGAAGCUUCCGAGUUCGAAAACGACUACGUUUCGUAUGGCUGUGAAUUGUCGUCACCGUUUGAGUCCUAAACUGAAUCCGGAGUAUUUCGGAAACGCGAUUCAAAGCGUUCCUACGUUUGCGACUGCGGCAGAGGUUUUGUCACGUGAUCUUAAAUGGUGCGCUGAUCAGCUUAACCAGAGUGUUGCGGCUCAUCAAGACGGGAGGAUUCGUAGCGUUGUGGCGGAUUGGGAAGCGAAUCCCAGGUGUUUUCCUCUUGGAAAUGCCGACGGAGCUUCGGUUACUAUGGGAAGCUCUCCGAGGUUUCCGAUGUAUGAUAAUGAUUUCGGGUGGGGAAGGCCGGUGGCGGUUAGAAGUGGACGGUCGAAUAAGUUUGAUGGGAAGAUUUCGGCGUUUCCGGGGAGGGAAGGAAACGGGACUGUUGAUUUGGAGGUGGUUUUAUCGCCGGAGACUAUGGCUGGGAUUGAAUCUGACGGUGAGUUUAUGCGAUACGUGACUAAUAAGUAACGGAGUUUAUGAAUAAUAACGUUAACGGUUUUUCUCUGUUUUUCUUUUCUUGUUAAUUAAGAACUUAACGAUGUAAGAUUAUUGUAAUGUGACUUUGUAAGUUGACCCUUGAAAAGAAUGUUAUACAUUUGCUAUAUUAGAUUGCGACUAGAAUCCAAAAGUAACAUUAGAUAGAUCAUCAAUUUGCCUUAACCAGUCUCGAGGCCAAGAUAAACUUCAAGAUAACCAACAGUUACGAUAUUUCCACUGGUGUCCAAGUUCUGAAGUUUGAUCUUACGGUACACAUUAGCGUUUGUUUUCAUGGGCAAUGCUGUAUUUGCCCUCCCAAUGAAAAAUGCGUCAGUGUCAGCUGAAUUUACACUGAACAACUCCAAAUUGAGAAAAGAUGAAGCCAUGUUUUGAGGAAGAUGCAAAACCUCACGGAACUCAGGAUCUGCGUUUGUUGUCACAAUCUUUGUUUGGCGUGGAUCAUCUUCGUUAGUCCAAGCUCUCAACUUGUAGUUGUAUUUUUGUUCACCACCGUCGCCAAUUCCUGAUGCUCCUACUACCAUUACGAAUAAGUCCAUUUUUUGUUGUUGUUUCUUUGAUUUUCUCUACACGUAAGACAUAUAUAAGGGUGUUAGAAUUUAUAGUGGGAGAGCUAAAAAAAGCUAAAUUACUUUCAUAAUAGUAUUGAAAAUAUAAGCUCUACUUAGUUUUUUUUAAAACCUCCAAUUAUUGAUGAUGUGAUUAGUUUGCUACUGUAUUUUGAGUAUUACUUAACC
Messenger RNA from Arabidopsis thaliana (thale cress), 2510 nucleotides. Its product is annotated as HXXXD-type acyl-transferase family protein. The transcript has a single exon. The record is from RefSeq and is marked reviewed. Bases 298 to 1746 code for a protein of 482 amino acids. NCBI's taxonomy places the organism in Eukaryota, Viridiplantae, Streptophyta, Magnoliopsida, Brassicales, Brassicaceae.